This is a messenger RNA of Aspergillus novofumigatus IBT 16806, 1935 nucleotides long. Its product is annotated as serine/threonine-protein kinase. The record is from RefSeq and is a predicted model, not a curated record. Gene Ontology annotation, molecular function: protein serine/threonine kinase activity; ATP binding. Gene Ontology annotation, cellular component: nucleus. Bases 1 to 1935 code for a protein of 644 amino acids. NCBI's taxonomy places the organism in Eukaryota, Fungi, Ascomycota, Eurotiomycetes, Eurotiales, Aspergillaceae. The transcript has 4 exons. Gene Ontology annotation, biological process: protein phosphorylation; mitotic DNA damage checkpoint signaling.
AUGAGCACCAUUCAGAAUCUCAAAAAUUUCAUACGUCAUGGCAAGCAGGCUCGCCUUGUCACUCCCCACGCCGAACCCACCACCGACGUUUCCCCUGUUCACGCAGAACAACAACGUCAACCACAGGGCUCAUAUCCUCCUGCUGCUGGAAAUCUGGAUGCUAUCGAUAGCAAAAUGGGCCAUGCGCACACUCAUCAGCAACAAUCAGAAUCUCCGCACUCUCAACCUCAAAAGACUCCCGAAAACAAGCAAGCCAGAACUGCCGAGAUCGAACAGAUUGUCGCAGAGGAACGGAGUAGCAGGUCAAAAAUGCCUAAAUAUCCCGGUCUCGAGCGAUACAUCCUACUGGAGAAGAUGGGAGACGGUGCCUUUAGCAACGUUUACCGUGCAAAGGAUACCACGGGCGAGUUUGAUGAGGUUGCCAUCAAAGUUGUGCGGAAAUUCGAAAUGAACAGCCAUCAGCACGACGCCCAUCUUCAUCCGGAUUUCAGGAAGAAGCCAAAAGCCGCGGAGCGCGCGAACAUCUUGAAAGAGGUUCAGAUCAUGCGACAGCUCGAUCACCCCAAUAUUGUCAAACUGAUCGAAUUCUCCGAGUCGCGCCAGUACUAUUAUAUCGUUCUGGAACUGUGUCCAGGGGGCGAGCUGUUCCAUCAGAUUGUGCGCUUGACCUAUUUCAGUGAAGACCUCAGCCGUCACGUUAUCGUCCAGGUCGCCAAAGCCAUCGAGUAUCUCCAUGAGACUUCAGGUGUUGUUCACCGUGAUAUCAAGCCAGAAAACCUCUUGUUCUACCCCAUACCCUUCGUGCCGAGUAAGAACCCAAGGCCUGUCCAGCCUGGAGAUGAGGAGAAGGUGGAUGAAGGCGAAUUCAUUCCCGGCGUUGGAUCGGGUGGGAUAGGCACGAUCAAAAUUGCCGACUUUGGUUUGUCCAAAGUCAUCUGGGAUAGCCAGACUAUGACCCCUUGUGGCACCGUCGGCUACACGGCGCCCGAGAUCGUCAAGGACGAACGGUAUUCGAAGAGCGUCGACAUGUGGGCCCUUGGCUGUGUGCUCUACACUCUCCUAUGUGGUUUUCCUCCGUUCUACGACGAAAGCAUCCAGGUUCUCACCGAGAAGGUUGCGCGGGGCCAGUACACCUUCUUGUCGCCAUGGUGGGAUGACAUCUCCAAAUCGGCUCAGGAUCUCAUCUCGCAUCUUCUGACCGUCGACCCCGAGAAGCGGUAUAGUAUCAAAGAGUUCCUUGCUCAUCCGUGGAUCCGUCAGACCGAUGAAGCGACCGAAGCAGCUGAUGAUGCGCCCCCUCUUGCCACACCACUCGCUAGUCGUCAAACCAAGCAACAGCCCCUGGAUGCUCAAGCAGCCGAUCAGGCACCCUACGCACCUGUAAGUGCCCGGUUACUGGGUCCAGCUUCCGCCGGUUUAGAUCGCCCCCUGGAUUUCCGGUCCCCUGGCGCGAUCAACCUGCGUGAGGUGUUCGAUGUCGGCUACGCGGUACAUCGGCAAGAAGAGGAAGGUAAACGGCGCAAGAAUUUCCGACAAGGAUAUCGGGGUGCCAAUCCGACCACCGGGUUCCAGUCGGCUCUUAACCCCCUGAACGAGGGCUACGACGACGAAGAGGAUGACAUCACAUUACAACGCGUCCAGAACGACGCCUACCCUCCGGCGAAGAUCCCCAAAGCCUCUCAGCACGCGGGAGAUGUUGCAGCUAUGGAAGCCAAAUUACGGUCAACGAACUUGGGAGCCCCCAGUCACGCUGCUCAAGCUAGACAGGCGCCUCAGUCUCGACAGCAGGGCUAUGGCACCCAUAGUGCGAACGUCGCGGCAGCCGCAAAGCAGAGUAUCAACCGGCACUCGCGGCAACCCUUCGAGCUAAGCCUCAGCAAUGCGACUUUGUUAGAAAAGAGAGGCAGACGGCAACAGGGUCAACCUGUCGUCUAA